UCACGUUGUGUGCAGUAUAUAUAUUUCCAUAAAUGGACUCUUCAUUUGCGCGAUCGAUUUUCCCUCUCUUUCACACACAACACACACUUCCACAAUUUUAUGCAUAGUUGGUUUCCAAUUCAAGCGUAAUCAAUGUAGAGACGAUCUUUGGCAGAACUUUUUCAAAGCUGUGUACUAAUCCGUGAUUUUAUAUGGAGCGCUUCUGGAAUCUUCAAUUUCCUCGCUGUAUUUGAAUGAGAAAAAAUAGCCUUUGUUUUGCCGCAUUAACGUUUCUCCGCUGUUCAGCUGUUUUUUGGCGUCGAUUUGCCCCGUUCUGAAAGGAAACGUAGCUUGAAAAAACGAAAUUUGUGUUCGCGUUUGGAAUUCGAAAGCUGACAUCGCUCGCGAGCGGAGUUCGGAGUUCAAUAUUGAUACAAGUUUUUUGUCUCGGACUCCGCAGAAUCUUCAGUUGUCUAAAAAAUAUGCUACUCUUGCCAAAUUGUGGGAAAAUAUGAAUGUAGGAAGCAAUGGGGACUGAUUUGAGAUCUGUGGUGGAGACGGCGGGAAGUCUAUCAACCUCUGACCAUAAAUCAGUGGUCUCGAUCACCUUGUUUGUCACGCUCCUCUGCGCGUGUAUUGUGAUCGGUCAUCUAUUGGAGGAAAGUCGUUGGAUAAAUGAAUCAAUCACUGCCCUUAUUAUUGGUUUGGGAACUGGAGUUGUGAUUUUACUUCUAAGUGAAGGGAAAAACACACACCUUUUUGUGUUCAGCGAAGAUCUUUUCUUCAUUUAUCUCCUUCCUCCAAUCAUCUUCAAUGCUGGGUUCCAGGUCAAAAAGAAACAAUUCUUCCGCAAUUUUGCGACUAUAAUGAUGUUUGGAGCAAUUGGUACACUAGUAUCUUUCACAAUCAUAUCACUAGGUGCUAUUGCCAUCUUUGGGGAAAUGGAUCUUGGUCUUGAUAUUGGGGAUUAUCUUGCAAUUGGAGCUAUUUUUGCUGCAACAGAUUCUGUUUGUACAUUGCAGGUGCUAUGUCAGGAUGAGACUCCACUACUUUACAGUCUAGUGUUUGGAGAAGGCGUUGUAAAUGAUGCAACAUCGGUCGUGCUUUUCAACGCAAUCCAGGAUUUUGACCUUACUCGUAUCAAUUCAACUAUAGCUUUGCAGCUGAUUGGAAAUUUUAUAUAUUUAUUCAUCUCAAGCACUGCGUUGGGUGUUUUCCUUGGACUGCUCAGCGCAUAUAUCAUAAAGAAGCUUUAUUUUGGAAGGCACUCAACUGAUCGUGAGGUUGCGAUCAUGAUGCUCAUGGCUUACCUAUCAUACAUGUCGGCAGAAUUAUUCUAUUUAAGCGGGAUCCUCACCGUCUUCUUUUGUGGGAUUGUAAUGUCACAUUACACCUGGCAUAAUGUGACUCAGAACUCGAGAGUUACAACUAAACACACCUUUGCAACAAUGUCAUUUGUUGCUGAGACAUUCAUAUUUCUGUAUGUUGGCAUAGAUACUCUGGACAUCGAGAAGUGGAGGGUUGUAAGUGACAGCCCAAGAACCUCAGUCAAAGUCAGUGCAAUUAUACUUGGUCUGAUCUUGGUUGGAAGAGCAGCCUUUGUUUUUCCUUUGUCAUAUUUGUCCAACUUCAAGAAGUCAGAACGUGAGAAAAUCGGCUUUCAUCAGCAAAUUACCAUAUGGUGGGCUGGACUUAUGCGAGGUGCUGUAUCUAUGGCUCUUGCUUACAACCAGUUUACCAGGGCAGGCCACACCCAGUUACGCGGCAAUGCCAUCAUGAUCACCAGCACCAUAACGGUCGUGCUCUUCAGCACCGUGGUUUGUGGGCUGAUCACAAAACCACUGGUGAGAUUCUUGAUGCCGUCAUCAAAAGAGCUCAACAGAUCAAUGUCUUCAGAGCCUGGCACGCCCAAGUCCUUCACCGUGCCGCUUCUUGCCAGUCAGGAUUCGGAUUCCGAGCUCUUCAACACAACCGGGCAGGUGUAUGGGGCUGAUGGAGUGCAGGAGCCUGCAGUCCGCCCGAGCGGCCUGCGCAUGCUUCUCACGACGCCCACUCGCACUGUCCACUACUACUGGAGGAAAUUCGAUGACGCCUUCAUGCGCCCCGUCUUUGGUGGCCGCGGCUUCGUCCCCUACGUGCCGGGCUCCCCGACGGAACAAAGUUUGCAUCAGUGGCCUGCAGAAGAAGCCAAGUAAUCAUGACUUCCAAAACUCAAGUUUUCUGCUUUUCGUGUUUUCAUUAUUAAGCUUAUAGUAUAUAUUUGGGCCUCUAGAUUAGUGUAGACUUCAAGCAGAGAGAGAGUGGUUUUCAAAUUGUCUGGUUUUACAAAAACACCAGAUUUUGGUGUGUAUUUUUUUGUUAGCAAGGCUGUGUGUAUUUGGUCUUGCUAUUUAACUAGCUAUGUAAUAUGUAUAGCAUGUUGUAAUUGUUGUUAUUUGUAUAUUGUAACUUCUCCGGAAUAAUAAUGGAAGCAUAAAUUAUGUCAGCUAA
This is a messenger RNA of Salvia splendens (bonfire salvia), 2469 nucleotides long. RefSeq names its product sodium/hydrogen exchanger 2. Gene Ontology annotation, cellular component: plasma membrane. Gene Ontology annotation, molecular function: potassium:proton antiporter activity; sodium:proton antiporter activity. The record is from RefSeq and is a predicted model, not a curated record. Lineage: Eukaryota; Viridiplantae; Streptophyta; Magnoliopsida; Lamiales; Lamiaceae. Bases 507 to 2174 code for a protein of 555 amino acids. Gene Ontology annotation, biological process: proton transmembrane transport; potassium ion transmembrane transport; sodium ion import across plasma membrane. The transcript has 15 exons.